AUGGCUCCGGUGAAGGUGUACGGGUUGCCCAUGAACGGAAGUGUGGCACGCGUUCUGGUAUGCCUAGAGGAAGUGGGAGCCGAGUAUGAGGUCGUGGCUGUCGACCUACACACCGGUGAGCACAAGAGACUGCCGCAUCUUGCUCGUAAUCCCUUCGGCCAGGUCCCUGCGUUCCAGGAUGGAGACCUGAUCCUUUUCGAAUCACGGGCAAUCUCAAAGUAUAUACUCCGAAAAGAAUCAUCAGAUUUACUGAGGGAAAACAACCUCUCUGAGUCUGCAAUGGUUGAUGUGUGGCUUGACGUCGAAUCCCAGAAAUUUGACAGCGUCAUGCUGCCAAUCAUCUUUCAAGGGCUUGUCAUCCCGGUUUACAUGGGUGGGACUAGCGAUCUUAAAGUUCUUGAAGAAAACCUAGAAAAACUGAAGGAAAUCAUGGAAGUCUAUGAGGAACGCUUGUCCAAGUCCAAGUACUUGGCAGGAGAUUUCAUCAGCUUAGCGGACAUUAGCCAUUUCCCAAUGGUUCACCUAUUGCAUGAAACUCCAUAUGCAUCGGUGCUCGAUGCAUAUCCACAUGUGAAAGCAUGGAUUGCUGGCGUAAUGGAUCGUCCUACUGUGAAGAAGGUCAUCGGGCUUAUGAAGACAUUUGGUUGA
Triticum aestivum (bread wheat) is the source of this 648-nucleotide messenger RNA. Its product is annotated as glutathione S-transferase 1. The transcript is spliced from 3 exons. The coding region runs from base 1 to 648 and encodes 215 amino acids. Gene Ontology annotation, cellular component: cytoplasm. Lineage: Eukaryota; Viridiplantae; Streptophyta; Magnoliopsida; Poales; Poaceae. The record is from RefSeq and is a predicted model, not a curated record. Gene Ontology annotation, biological process: glutathione metabolic process. Gene Ontology annotation, molecular function: glutathione binding; glutathione transferase activity.